Molecule: messenger RNA, 1170 nt
Organism: Paramisgurnus dabryanus
Lineage: Eukaryota; Metazoa; Chordata; Actinopteri; Cypriniformes; Cobitidae
Product: ribonuclease inhibitor-like
Source: RefSeq, a predicted model, not a curated record
UACUUUAGUAAAAUCAUGGUUACCACAAAAGAUUUUUAAACAAACAUAUUUAAACCAUGGUUAUGUUAGUAAAACAUGCUUUUGCUAAUAGUAAUCAAUACACCAAAAACAUGACUACAUUUUUACCACGGAAAAAAAAAACAUGGUAAAUGUUCGUAAGGAAAUUAAUGUUUUAUGAACUGGAGUAAUAAAACUGACCAGAUUUUACCUAAUCAUCACUUUAGUGAACAAUUCCCCCUGGUAUACAAUAGGAUUUUCGAAACAGUUAUGACUUUUUACAGUCUAUGGUAAUGACGUUAUGAAGCCUCGUUUGCUAAAGUCACGUGACAUAGCCAGUUUGAAAACGCUCUGUCUGAACCACUGAUUCGAAACAAAAGAUUCGUAAAAGUUUCGAGGCUUUAUGAAGCAAUGUUCGUAAUCGCUCAUCACUGCGAAACAAAAGAUUCAUAAAGGCUUCGAAGCUUCAAGGAAGGGAGAUCGAACUUCGCUCCAGAUAUAAAAGAGAACGUUGUUGGUUUUUAUUGCUCUAUUCGCCAACGUUUUUUUCGCAACUCCAGUAUCAAGAGUUUUGAUCUUUGAAGAGAAAAAGCCAUAGGGAUGGUCACAUUUGUGUUAAUAUUGUGUUAAUGUGAGUAACAUGGUGUAGUUGAGUUGACGCAGUUGUUGUCAUUUUCACUCCGUGUCAGUUUUGGAGAUCACACUGAUCAGAUUCACCUCAGCCGCUCCAUCAUGGACCAAACACAAACAUCCACAGAUGAAGAUUUUUCCUCAGGAUGCAGGUCGAGUUCUUGUAAUAUCACAGAUGAAGGUUGUGAUGCUCUGACUUCAGCUCUGAUAUCAAACCCAUCAGACCUGACUGAAAUUAUUCUGGAUGAGAACCUAAUAGGAGAUUCAGGAGUGAAGCUGAUCUCUGAUGUACUGAAGAAUCCUGACUGUAAACUGAAGAUACUGAAAUACCUCUGGGGUCGGGCUAGGAGCUGUACUGUUACAAGGCGACAGUGGAAACCGUAGGCCUGUGCAGUAUAUCAGUCGGAAGCUGUUUCCCCGCGAGGUUGUGUUUUUGUAAUAUCACAGAUGAGGGUUGUGCUGCUCUGACUUCAGCUCUGACAUCAAACCCAUCACACCUGAGAGAACUGAAUCUAACUGGGAACACAAUCGGAGAUUCAGGAG